AUGGCAGUCGAAAGAGGGGAUGAAAACGAAGUCCUAUACCUACUGAACAACUGGGCGGAUGUCAAUAUAAAAAAUCUAGAAGGCGUAGGACCACUUCACAUAGCCGUGGCAAAGGGGCAUCACCAUUUGAUCGGUCCCCUGAUCAACCACGGGGGCUUUAUAGAGCUGAUAGGUCAGGAUGGAUACAGGCCGAUCCACAUGAUCACAUUUUCCCCCAAAAAAUCAGAGUGCCUAGAGCAGCUCAUCGCCCAUAACGUCAAUAUCAACGGUAAGGACCGCCACGGCAACACUUUGUUGCAGUCGAUGAUCAAAUGGAGAUACAAGGAUGUUCAAUUCCUCAAGAAACUCAUCGAGUGCGGGUCUAAUCCAAAUUGCACCGAUUCGUCUUGGAAUAACUGUCUGCACAGCCUGGCUGUCAGGUGUCAAAUCAUGGAAAACGCCGAUAUCCAGGCCGUUUCAGACAUGUUACUUGCCAAAAUUAUAGAUGUGGAUGCCAAGAACAGAUGCGGGGAUACUGCUCUGUUCCGCGCUUGCCAGUACAACAACUCUUUGUUCGCCAAGAUUCUGCUUCAGAAUGGCGCCGAUAUGCUCUCCACGUGCAAAGAGGGCUUGACGCCGUUCGAUGAAGCCCUGAGGCAAGAUAAUCAGGAAAUAUUGGAAGAAAUGAUGAGGAGCGUGGUUGAAAGGGAAAGGAGUGGAGAAGCUAUGGAUUCUCUUGUCAUGCGAAGGAUAGAAUCGAACGCCGAAUUGGAGAAAUUAUAUGUGGCUAUAAGCAAAGUUAUGGAUUGGUUGUAG
This is a messenger RNA of Coccinella septempunctata (seven-spotted ladybird), 795 nucleotides long. RefSeq names its product ankyrin repeat, PH and SEC7 domain containing protein secG-like. Bases 1 to 795 code for a protein of 264 amino acids. The record is from RefSeq and is a predicted model, not a curated record. The transcript has a single exon. Lineage: Eukaryota; Metazoa; Arthropoda; Insecta; Coleoptera; Coccinellidae. Gene Ontology annotation, molecular function: protein binding.